GAUAUGCUGUAAAACUAGAUAAAUACAAAGUCUAAUUUCACUACGAAAUUCUAGUUAUCCUUGUCCGUUGAAAAAAUUUGUAAAUUAUCUGAAAAGUUUUCUCUAAACUAGAUACUCGGUGUUUCAUUUACGGAUUUAUCCGACGGAGAACGAAGUUCGACGUAAACAUCCGGAGGACGAGAAGGCAUUGUUUUGUUCAUUUAUUGUGGGUUCUUUUUCUACAUUUAAAGUCUCAUUAGUUUAUUCCUAAUGACGCAGCAAACAUUGCAUCCUUUUAAGGAACGAAGAAGCCUCGCUCAGCGAAUGAAGGAUGUGGAGGCUAUUCGGAAUCAGCAUGCAGACAAAAUUCCGGUGAUCAUUGAGCGGUACGAGCACGAGAGAAACCUUCCUAUGCUAGACAAGACAAAGUUCUUGGUACCAGACAAUGUAAAUAUGAGUGAGCUGGUCAAAAUCAUCAGGCGACGGCUACAGCUGCACCCAAAUCAAGCAUUUUAUUUGCUGGUCAACAACAGGAGCAUGGUCAGCAACACUACCCCUAUUGCUGAAGUCUACGACCGUGAAAAAGAUGAAGAUGGUUUCCUUUAUGUUGUGUAUGCCUCACAGGAAACAUUUGGUUAAAUUUAAUUUACAUUGUGAUAUGCUGUUGUAUAUAGGGAGUAAGUUCACAUGUUGGGAAGUCAUUGGUGUGUACAAGACUCUUAGAAGUGUUCACAAAACUCAAGAUUUCAUGAAAAUAUGUUUCACAUUCUUUGUGGAUGUUGGUCACUGAUUACAUAAUGCCUAUACCUUGUUUUACUUUGAUUCAUGACUGUAUAUGUUUUUGUUUUGAGGUACAGGGUGGUGGUAGAAUUUCUGCACCUGUGAUUUGGCUUUGUUUAAAAAUAACAAAGUAAAUUAUAAAUGCUUAUUAAAUACAAAAAUUAAUAGCUUUGAAAAUUAUAACCCUGGCAGUCAUAACAAAUUUACAGAUUACCAACAAAAAUGUCCAAAAAUGAAAGAAGUGAAAUGCAUAAACAUUAUUGAUCAAAUUUGGGCUGUCAAUGACAUUUUUUUGACUUUAACAUCCAUUCACUUUUGGUCGCUUUCUAGAUGUCAGGAAUGCAUUUGUGUGUCUCGAGUGACUUUUUUGAGUACUUCAAGCGUUGCAUGUUCUUGGGUAUCCAUCCAUGCACAUUUCUUAGUUUUAUUCUCCACAGCAUUUUCAGUUUGAAUUCUUGCAGAGAUUUUUCACUAAAGUUUCUUUUAAAAGCUGCAUGUCUGCUGAAAGUCUUAUUCCUUAAAUUGCUGCUGUCUUACUUUUUGUGGUGCAACGCUAGUAAUACAGCUAAUAAUUGGAGACAUGCCCAUCCAUCAUUAAGUUCCAGGUUCAGUGUUAGAAGUCAAGGUUUUAAUUGUGCUAUGAAAAAAGUGGCAGAUUUAUUAUGGUUAUGUGGAAGAAAUGUAUAACUAGUGUUAAAAAAAAAGCAUUGUCAAGUGUCUUCAUGACUUAAAAAACUAAGGUGCUGGAGAGUUUAUUCAACACAUUUUAAAUUUGAGUUAUUUAUCAAGAUGACAAUGGGAGCUAGCAGGUAAUGCAGCAUGCUAAGUUGUGAUUUGCUUUUCCAUUUUUGUGAUAACAUCAAACAUACAUGGAUUAGUUGUGAUGGGUAUGUUUUUGUGCCCAUGUCAGUAUUCACUUAGUAAUGGAACUUAAGAAUAACCAGUUUCUGAAGUUUAUGCUGCACAAGCAGGGUGAGCAAUUUUUUGUACAGAUAACAUUUAUAAUUGUAUAAGGCAUAUAAUCAAGUGGGAUGUAUCAGAUAACCAUCUGGCAUAGACAGCAAAAUCUAGCAUGGUGGGAAUGGCUGUGAAUGGCAAUAACUUUUGAAUGACUAUCAUGGCAGACUUUGACAUAGCUCGUCCAUGAUAUAAAAUUUGAAAGUGUUUUUCUGUACAUAUUAAAAAACAAAAAAAAUACA
Pomacea canaliculata is the source of this 1958-nucleotide messenger RNA. Its product is annotated as microtubule-associated proteins 1A/1B light chain 3A-like. Lineage: Eukaryota; Metazoa; Mollusca; Gastropoda; Architaenioglossa; Ampullariidae. The transcript is spliced from 4 exons. Gene Ontology annotation, molecular function: ubiquitin protein ligase binding. The record is from RefSeq and is a predicted model, not a curated record. Bases 250 to 618 code for a protein of 122 amino acids. Gene Ontology annotation, biological process: autophagosome assembly; autophagy of mitochondrion; macroautophagy. Gene Ontology annotation, cellular component: autophagosome membrane; cytosol; autophagosome.